This is a messenger RNA of Cyprinodon tularosa, 6147 nucleotides long. Its product is annotated as mucin-5AC. The record is from RefSeq and is a predicted model, not a curated record. Lineage: Eukaryota; Metazoa; Chordata; Actinopteri; Cyprinodontiformes; Cyprinodontidae. The transcript has 5 exons. The coding region runs from base 20 to 5479 and encodes 1819 amino acids.
UUGAACCGGUUAAAAUAGGAUGUCAACAAGUGACGCAGCAGAGCAGGAGCUUAGAGUUGGAGGAGGAGGAGCAGGAGGAGGAGAGGCUGCGAAGGCUCAGUGCGCCACAGCGGGAUCUGCAUGGACUACAGCUGCAAGUGAACACCGGGAUAAAACCUUUGUGGGCCGAUUCAGUCAAGAGAACCAGAAUUGCAGUGAAACAUCAGCUGAUCAGCACCCAGCAGCAUUCAGUCAGGAAGAGCUUGACGAAGUACUGACGUUAGCAGCUGACAGCCUCAGGAAGGACAAGGCUCAUUAUUAUUGGGGUCAUUCUGAGGUCCAGAUUGAAAGCUCUGCUGAUUCCAUCUUCGUCACCAGCGUCUUUCUUAGACUCUCCGGACCAAAGCAGAGACCGGAGAAGACUUCAGAGCCAUCAGCGGGUCAACAUCCCAGUUUGUUUGACCCACAGCCAGCUGAGAACAAGCACAGCACCUUGCAGGUUAAUGGGAAAUCCUCAUCCUCCCCUAUAGAAGAAACCAGCUUGUGUCCAUCUUCGGAGACUGUCCCAUUAUCCCCCAAGAAGCCAGAAGAACUCAGAGCUUUUAACCAUGAUCUAGGACUUACCAGGAACCCAAGCAGAACUCACAUUCUUUCUAAAGACAUCACUGGAGCAUGUGAACACAAUGGAUUGUGUAGACCUCUAUGUGAGACACACCCAAAACAUUGCCUUGGAUCUUUAACUGGAACUAGAACAGACAUAAAGCACGAGACAAACCUUAAAAACUAUUCUCCUUUUGGGAACCUUUCUGAUGAACCUGUACCCAUGUUGUCUUCCACCAUGGUGACAGUUCUGGCUUCUCAGUGGAGUAGCCGUCUAAGACGGACCAAAAGGUUUGAUGGAUCUGGAUAUUCAGAAGCUCAGGUGGAUUUGCAAGAAGCAGCAAAUACUUUACCAAAUCAACAACAAAGUGUCCAGGGGCAUGUGGACCAACAUGGUAUAAAGAAUGUACUGACACAUGGGUGCAACAUUCCAAGGAGAGUCCCGUUUCUUAGCUCCAGGAGUUAUACAGUUGGCUGGUCAAGUAAAAGUGAUCCUUCAAGCUUGGAUUUUACUACUAGAAAGGACAUUAUUCAGACUGUUUCUUUUGAUUCGGGUGCUUUAAGCCCUUCAGCAUCUUCUGCAAUGCCCUCGUCCCCCCUCUCUCUUAACUUGAAUGAAACGAGGAACCCCCAAGAACGACAAUCUUCUCUUAGCUCAAAACCAACAACUAGCACUGUUCUUCUGUCUUCUAGAAGAAUCAAUCUCAAUGAAACAAAUUCAUGUCAAGCUCCUGUUGUCCCUGAGGUAAAGCCCACCUCUCUGAGCAGUUCUCACAAUAGCAAUGGACAGGAGAGAUCAAAGACUCUCCUCUCUCCCUCAACUCUUUCUAGCAGGACAGUUAGAACUGGGCCAGUUGUCAAUCCAGUAGGUUCAAGUCACAGAGAGAAUAAGUUUUUAUUUCUAACUUCACCAACAAACAGAAGUAUGAAAGAGAAUCCCUUUACCCAACAGUCUCAGCCAGUACACAUGACCCAGACUAGUUUAAGAUCUUCUGAAGCUGCAGCACCGGGUAAAAGUAACCUAGAGAGGCACCAGGAUUUUGAAAAUGCAAAUAUUGCAAACUCCCUCCAAAAGAACCCAAUUUCUACAACCAGAUACUUUCAUUAUGAUCUCUCUGCACCUUUAAAAACAUACACUCCUCCUAGGCGAACAGACAUGAAAUCAACUCACUGGUGGAAACAAGUUUCUCAGGAAAGCAGUUCUCCCCUCAGUGUGAAAAACAACAUAGGCAACAAAAAAGACAACCUAAACACAAACUAUCUAAGUGCUACAGACAACAAAAGGCUGGCUAGUUAUACGCAGAAUAACAGCGAUAACAAAAACACACAAGAGUUAGUUUGCAAAGUUAACACGAAUCUCUCUUUGAAGACGCAAUCAACUGAAUCAGAGCAGGCUGCCACCCAACAGUAUGGCUUAAAUGUAGACAAAAGGGAACCACAAAAGCCUCAGAGUAUGCCUGACUGUUGGUUGCCUUCUAAACUUAGCACAGUUCCAGCACAAACGAAACUAAGGCACACCAAUGCUCCAGACAAGAAUGAUGAAAGAAAUACUUUGUUUAUAGCACAUGAACCUGCCAUGACCUCCAAUCCACCUGCAGACAGCUUUGGUAAAUACAAUGGUUCCCCACCCAAAACCACACUUGCUAGUACAUCUCAAAACAAAACAAAACUCCCUCAUUAUCAUGAGUAUACCAGCAUUUCCAGAAGUCAGCCUUCUCUUUCUCAAACAACAUCUGAACACUCCUCCGUCUCAAACACAAAAAACACAUCUUCUUUCCAGUCUGGUCAGUUUUCAUCUAACACCAAUAUUUACUCCUCUGCAGGACAGACAUCUGUAUUUACCAGUAAAUCUAAUGUCUCACCUCUUGGCUUUAAAAGAGGUUACGUCUUCCUUCCUAAACCUUUCUUCUCUAAACCUGCGACCAGCCUUAGUCCAACUGAAAACACAAACAAAAUGAGAGCCAGCUCCAUAUCCGCCAGUCCAACCACAUCUUCUGCUACCCCCCAGCAUAGUCUGUCCACCCUAAGCCCUCCUGUCCCUUCCACCAUUACAUCUCCUGUUUCUAUCACUGCUUCCUCAGUUCUAACUCCCCCUACAACCCCUGUAAAUCCUAGUCCCACCUCAGAAACUUCUCCACCCAAGUUAAAAGGCAUAGUUUACAACAGUUUAGAAAGAGAUCCCAAAAAGAAAGGUAAAAGAGAGAGGCGGGUUACAUGGCAGGACUCAGUAGAUGUAAAGUGUUCAGAGUCAGUCAGUGUGGACAAGCCAGAUCCUGUCCAGGUCCAAUCAAACUCUCCAGCCCCCACAAAAGUCUCCCAAGGAUCCCCUAUCUUCUCAUAUCUACAGUCAGGUAUUGCAGAAGGGGGUGGAUCUCCUGUUUAUGCCUCUGACCGAGGGAGCUUAAAAACAGAAAUGGGAAAAGGUGGGAAUUUUCGCUCCUUCUCAACUGAUUGUGUUGAGGUAGAGACCAGUGAGCAUGACAAAAGCAAGCAUAAAGUUGGUGAUACUAUGAUUUCUGACCAAGGAAAAAAGGGCCCAAUUACAACCAAGCAGGAGCCUACGCUAUCAGUAGAGUCUGGUGUAGUUCAGCGUCGUUACUCUUCUCCCCUUUCCCUACCUUCUGACUUUCUAAGUGGUUAUAGACAUCGCUAUAGCACCCCACCUUACUCUUCGCUCAAGUCUACUAGGCAGACACAAGGAGAGUUAAAGACCUCACCACAGAUGUUUGUUGUUUCCCAAUCAUCUCCACAGCCUUCAUUAAAUGCUGAGUUGUGUGUUUCCUCAUGCAAACCUCAUUUGUCAACCGUCCAGACAUUUUCUAUGCCCCUCCAAAUUGAAAGCCCCAAGCAAGAGAAUUUAAUAGCCAAUGUUUCAGACACCGAUGGGGUCAAAAUUAAUAACCCUCAGAACCACACCCAGGAACAACCAAAUAACCAAAUACACCUUCUUGAUAACAGGUUUCAUGUAAGCUCACAGUCUCAUGAGGAUGAUGGGGAACACAGCUUUUCUUCAACGUAUGUAACUGAAACACUAGUUUAUGGAAUUAAACCUAAAGCAGAUACAGCUACAGAAACACCAAGGAACACCGCACCUACAUCUUCUCAACAUAACACAAACCCUUUGGUUUCUGUGAAUACAGAAUUUGAUCAACAGUCUCACUCAGUGCAGAGUACGGAAAGAGUUGAACAGUCGUGCAUGCUCACUAAUAAUAGCUGCAGUGAAAGUAGAUCAACAAAGAGUGAACCUAGUCUUGAUGAAACCAAUAACACAACCACAAAGGGGAGUGUGCAGGCUAAAAAUAGGUUUUAUUCAGUUGAGAUUAAUAAUGAGCAGAUUCCUAUGAAAAGCCGAUUUAGCUUAAAGAGAAGUGUCAGCUCACCAAGCUCUAGUUUAGCAAAGACGGACUCGGAGCGGGUAAAAAAUUACAACAAAGUGGACCAGAUGAUCAAUAAACUGAAACAAAAAUUCAACCCGAGACGGGCUGAGGAUGAAUUGCCCUUCCCAUGGAAAUGGAAGCGAAAUUCCCUAACACCUUCUGUCAGUGGAUCAAGCGACAUUAGUGAUGUCAGCACAGACAGUGCCAAAACCCUGGAGGACCAGACACAGGAGAAAGAGACGUUGCUAAAACAUAAAGCUGUCAAAAUGGUGGAUACUAAAAGAAAGACUGACAACAGAUACACUCUUGUGCAAGCACCAUCAGUUGGAGAAACAAAGGCAGGAAAAGAUUUGUCUACUUGUUCAGAAAGUGUUGUUCAAGAAAAAAAAAGGGAUGAUCCAAGUUCUUGUGCUAUACCUCAAACUAAAAUGCAUUUGACAGUCCAUGGACCAGAUGAACAGUCGAACGCAGCAUUGGACAACAGGGCACAGCAAACUUCUACAAGCCAGUUGCUGUCCUUCUCGAAUGAUAGUAUUGAUGGGAGCCACAGUCCUAAUACUAUUUAUCCAAAUCAGUGCAAGAAGUCUACACCCAGCCCUAGGAGUCCCUUCUCUCCAUUUUCUUCUCUCUCUCCUGUUUCUCCAUUAUCCACUGCAGAAGUGUUUGAUGAUAAUGUGUUCUAUAGCCCAAAGCCUCCUCGCCGCGGGGAACCCUCAUCUCCAUUUCAGCCUGGAGAAGGAAUCAGGUUAGGAAGUUCAAGAAGGAGCCGGGCAUCUACUGGUCCACCAACUCCGAGUCCAGGAAAGGAUAAAGAACCUGUCCCAUCUUCUUAUGCAGAUUUAAAGUAUGGCAUUGAACCAGGGAGAACCUUUUCUGUAAGCUCUGUCCUGUCCAGUCGACCUGCACGGCCCGGACGGAUUUCUACUGGAACCAGGUUCAUGAGCGUGGGUGAUCUUUCCCAGCGAGCUUUGUCUUAUGCCAGUAAUGGCAGGGAGUUAUGUCAGGAUACCACCACUCCAUAUGAGGAGGGACCAUUUCAUUCCCAGCCUAAUUGUGAACCUCACAUGUCAUAUUCCGCUUAUGAUGCUGGAAAGUUGCGAUCCAGAUCCCUUCCUCGAUCUUUGACUCAGUGCUUGGCAAAGUGGAGCUCAGGAGUUCCCCCUUCUCAGUCUAGCACGGGCAAUCCCUCAAGGCCAGGUCUUGCUCGCAGCCCCAGCAUGAACAUCUGUCACUUUUCAUGGGAUACAGAAGGUCCACCAACCCCUCCUCCAACCCCUCCCCUCUCACCAGUAACCAGACGCAUGUCCAAAGCUCCCAGUCUUCCGUCCCCCGUCUUUACCAGCUCACCUGACGCAGUGCACCAAGCAAACAGCCAGUCGUCCAGAGCGCUUCGACCCUCCAUAGGCUACGUAUCCAGCCUCGACACUUUCGAUGAAUCCUCAGACAGCAGCUCUGACACAACAACAGAUGAUGAAUAUUACAUAGACUCAGAUGGGGAUGACGAAAAGGAGACAGAACUGUAAGAAAAACCUAGAAAGGAAGAUUUAAAGAAACAUUAAACUAAUUGAAAAAGACUGGCAAUUUUUUUCAUUUACUUCUUUUUAAGUUGACUUGUUUUUCUCCUGCUGGGAGAGCUGCAUGGUCUUAAAAUGUGUGUGUGCGUAGCCAUGACAGGAAGGGGUAUUACUGCAUUACAAAGCAGAUAUGAUCAGCAUAGUUUUAGGUACAAUGUACAGUAUAUUGUAUUUGAUCAAAGCUCAGUAAACUCUAAAUGCCAAAAGGUGAUUGAUUUUAACAUUAAAGUGUUGUGGCAUGGUUGAGGUGUCCAGUACUUCUAAAUAUAAAUAUGUGGUUGUUGUUGUUUUCAAAAGAACAAAGCACUCAGUAAAUUUAAGGUUUUAGCACAAGCUCUGUCUUCAGCUUUGUAUUUCAUCCUGCAAGGUGACAGUAAGUGUAAAGUUUAAGUGCACUAGAUGCUGUUAUGUGAGGUUUCAUGAUCUUGAUUUUAUUUUGUAAUAGAAGGGAGAACUGUAUUUUCUUAAAUAUUUGAAAUGUUUGUAAAUAUAAGAAUUGUACACUGGAAUGGAACUCAUUAAUAUUUUCCGGCUAACAUUCUGCUUUUAUUUGCACAAUGACAAUCCUAAAUCUUAAUAUAUCUGUUUUAUAAAUAAAUCAGACUUUUCUAACAAAG